AUGGAUCUUUCACUUAUAUACUCCGCAAACAAGCAGACCAAGGAUUCCUUCCCCCAUCUCCGCCGCCCGCCUACCCCUGAGCUCUCUCCUGGCUGGCCAACCCUGACUAUUGAAACCGGACUAUCCGGAUCGUUGUCCCAGCGUCGAAAAGACGCCUUAUGGUGGGUAUACAACUCUUCCGAUGAGGUCCGAGCCAACAACAAGCAGUUUCCUAGCAACCGUACUGUGAUCACGAGGUCGCAGUUACCGCUAAGACUUACACUACCAUUUGCUGCGGUGUAUGAUCGAGCACCGGUAGCGGUGGCAGGGGAGGGAGAUAUUGUUUUUACAGCGCAGGAUUUUCUGGGUAUCACUAGUAAUCUAUUUUAA
Messenger RNA from Penicillium verrucosum, 369 nucleotides. RefSeq lists its product as uncharacterized. Bases 1 to 369 code for a protein of 122 amino acids. NCBI's taxonomy places the organism in Eukaryota, Fungi, Ascomycota, Eurotiomycetes, Eurotiales, Aspergillaceae. The record is from RefSeq and is a predicted model, not a curated record. The transcript is spliced from 3 exons.